GCAUGAGGGCGUGUUCAGCUGUAAUUAGUGUGUCGGGAAAUAUAAGAACUGAGCUUGCGCGGUGUAUUCACAACAAAGCUUGAGGAAGUUAGUCCCUUUUCGGAGUGCCUUGUGUUGUGAGCUGAGCUGGGAAUCAAAAAGUUAUAGUCUGAUGCUGGUAUAAAUCACCACAUUGGUGGGAUUUUCAUGAUGCUUAACAAGAUGAAAAUUUUCAAGGUCAGAAGUUUGACUGAUUCUCAGAAGUAUGGAAUAGCAGCCGUAAGCUUGAAAGAUCUUAUUGCUAAGGGAUGCAAAAGACUAAAGCUUUCUCCCUUCAAUUGUCGGGUAUGCUUAUAUGAAGAUGGCACUGAAGUGAAUGAAGAUUACCUUCAGCGUGUUCCAGACAAUACAAACCUCAUAAUACUUACUGCUGGGCAGUCGUGGAAUGGCUAUAUUUCAGAUCUGGAGCAUUUUCUGUCUGCCUUUGAAAGGAGGCAGGAUGAGGUGAUUAAGGCUGCCCAGAACCUGUUGACAGGCGAACAGGCACCCAUGAGGCGUAAGUUACUACAAGACCUCAUUUACAACCUGAAUGAAAACAUUUCAGCUGAAACUAGGGAGGAGGACAGCAAGUGGUUUCAAGGUAUAGAGUCACGAUUUAAGACCAAGUCAGAUUACAUGAGGUACAGCUGUGAAGGGCGAAUAAGGGGCUACAUGAAGGAGGUUGAAAACUAUCCAGUGGAACCAGCUGUUCAGAAAGCAUACUACAGUACUGUGGAACAAAUGUCUCAGAAAUUGAAAGCUAUUAAGUACAAUGGUAGCUACUUUAAUCGAACUGAAAAUGACACCAGGAGGCUCUGUACUCGUGAAGGAUGGUUCUCCUGUCAAAUUGUGGCAUGGUGGGAUCAGGGAAUUUGCCUUUACCGCAACUGCAGUCAGAUCUUGGACUCUGAGUUGGUAUAUGUAAUUAGCAGGGGAAUCGAGAAGAAACGCACAAUCAUUCCAACUCUUGUCAAAGCUGUGAAGAACAGAAAUGGAAAAGAGAUUAACUGGGAGUAUUUCUACAGGAUAUUAUUCACAGUAGAAAAUCUUAAACUGGUGCACAUUACAUGCCAUAAGAAGACUGUUCACAAUCUCUCCUGCAGCAACAAACAAAUUUAUAGUAAAAGAAAAACCCCAAAGAAAAGGAGAGCUGCUCCUGGAGGAGACAGUAUAUAUGCUUGAGUCGCUCAGGAUUUCUCAGGGGCACAGUAUACAUGAAGUGGACAGAAUACUGCACUAUACAAUUGAAUUGCAUAUCAUAUUCCACGUCUAAAACAGUUGUGAGGUCAGAAAUGUUAUUAUCUAACCAUCAAAUAAUGUGAAUAGGUGUACCAGUUCAGUUAUUCCCUGAAUAAGUGUUACCAGUUCAGUAAUAGCUUCCGAUGAAAGGAACCUCUUUUUUUUUUUUAAUUAUUCAAAUUAGCUAAAUGCAUUUACAGUAUACUGUGUUGUACAGUGUUACAUCUGUAUACUUCUGUUUCACAUUUUUUACUAUUCAGUUUCAGUCUGAGAGAGGAAACUAUGAGCCAGAUUCAUAAACCCUAAAUGCUAUCGCUGAGGACAUUGUACACCACAAAAGGGCACAAAAAGCUCUGUCGGUUUCAUAAACCCCACUAAUGCAAUGGAGUAGGACCAUUCAAUUCCCAGCCAAACAUGCUUAUGCACACUACCCUGUCACACCCUGUCACACCCUCAUGAUAUAUGUGCGCUCAUGUCAAUGAAAGCAAGCAAGGCAUCAGACCCCCUUAUUACCACAGUACGGUAAUGACCCCAUUGCUGUUUAUGUCUGCGAUGUACAACACUCCAUUAUAAGGCGGCAGAGUACAGUACGGCAUGCCUUAGUAUAUAUAGUGCUUAUAGUGCUCUGUAGUGCUGUUUAGCAACAGUGAGCUACCUGGUAGUCUGGAGCACAGUAGCAUCCAGUAUGCAUUACUGUACAUGGUUCUCCAAUAUGACACUCAAGAAAAUGAAACCAUGCCUCUGCACCCCAGGAGAGUACUGCAGUUCGUUCUUUGAAUCUUAGUAGUUUUGUGUAGCAUUCUAAUGAUAAGUAUGGAGAAUGCAAUUGCAAUGCCUGCACUAUGUUUGGGAACAAGAGGGCCUUAUUUUUCAAAAAAAAAAAUUGAAGAGAUGCAUCCUUCACCAUUGCAGAUUACUGGCCGCAGGAAAUUUGCAGUUAUGGGACCUGCAGGGUUUUAUGUUUUUCUUUUUGCCAUGAAAAUUCCAUGACCGAAAUGCUUGUGUUGAUCGAUUGUUAAAGGAUGGAAAGACACGAUUUUCUAUUGUUGUGUAUUCCCUAACAUAAAUACCAUGUGUGAGGUCCCCUCUUUGGGCUAGUAAUCAAGGAGCCUGAAUCUUCACCACUGACACUGGAAAGGGUCGUUCACUUGGAACAAAAAUAAAUAU
Messenger RNA from Protopterus annectens (West African lungfish), 2424 nucleotides. It is a transcript of the gene DFFB, whose product is annotated as DNA fragmentation factor subunit beta. Gene Ontology annotation, biological process: apoptotic process; apoptotic DNA fragmentation. Bases 187 to 1200 code for a protein of 337 amino acids. The record is from RefSeq and is a predicted model, not a curated record. Gene Ontology annotation, cellular component: nucleus; cytoplasm. Gene Ontology annotation, molecular function: DNA endonuclease activity. NCBI's taxonomy places the organism in Eukaryota, Metazoa, Chordata, Ceratodontiformes, Protopteridae. The transcript is spliced from 7 exons.